This is a messenger RNA of Fomitiporia mediterranea MF3/22, 944 nucleotides long. RefSeq lists its product as uncharacterized. The transcript has 2 exons. NCBI's taxonomy places the organism in Eukaryota, Fungi, Basidiomycota, Agaricomycetes, Hymenochaetales, Hymenochaetaceae. Bases 275 to 697 code for a protein of 140 amino acids. The record is from RefSeq and is a predicted model, not a curated record.
CCACGUCCUGCGGGGCUAAUCUGCGGCUUGUUCGGUCUUCACUCGGCGUUGAUUUUCUUGCUGGGGGAUAAACUGUGGCUUUUGGUUUCUCGCUGCAGCUCCUUUCGUCUGACCGACUGCACUCAUCCUGAGGCACCCAACUUGUCUAUUUGUACGAUUUCAAAGAUGUCAAGUAGUCAGGUCCAGUGGGAGAAAGGGAGGCGAGAAGCCUGCCUGGAGAUUGGCGCUCUCCCUCUCACGCACGCAAUACAAUGAUGUAUGUAUGUAUGUAUGUAUGUAUGUAUGCAGCGGCGGCAAACUGUGGAUCAGACAGAUCUACACCCAUAGGAAAAAGGGAGAGAGGGAAGCCAGAAGCCAGGAAAGAUAUCAAGUCGAUCUGUCAUCUAGACUUCUCAUUGCCUUGCCCCCAUGCGCUUCCUCGCUUCAACCAUUCAAAACUUGCCAGCUAGCGCGUCCUGUGAAACGGGUAAUCAUGAUGAAUGAUCCCGCCCUACCUCAUCUUCCUUUCCCGCCGACGAUCACUGGCUCUGUUCAACUGUUGGUAAAGGAUGAUGGUGAUGAUCUACAUCAUCUACACGAGGCGCGUUCACAUCUAAUUUCUAAAGACCGAUCAUUCCCGAGAUCCGCCUUCCUCUCAUUAAUAAUUACAGCACACCUGGUGCGCUUUAACGCCCAUAUGAAAGAAACCGGCCGGUGAGUAUUUUUUUUUCACUCUUCCAUCUUCAAGAACCACUUCAUUUUAUUCUGUUUCUUCCACUCUAGUGUAAGUGUACUUUGUUUUUUCUCAAGCUGAUUAAUCACAGUCUUGAACAAGCUCUUACAUUAAGGCUUCUGUGAUUUCUUUUAAUAGAAUAUUAAUAGACAUGUUUUCCUGCUUUUCCUUGAUUACUCUAUUCUAUAUUUACAGUUAUGAACCAGUCCUUGCACCACCCCUACUCCUUGCA